AAAUAUGCGUCGAUGAUUAGUUAAAGAAUUCUUUAAUGAUUUUCAAUUAGUUUGGAUGAUUUUAUAUUUUUGAUCGCGUGGUCUUCAGGUGUCGUUUUUAAGUGAACUUUUUUUGUUCUUCUGCUCAGCUAAGCUUCGAACCAGGAUUUAAUUUGAACAAUCGAGCAAAAUAUUGAGUUGCGAUGCAGCUUGCAUCGAGAAACUCAUCUCCUGUAUUGUACAAAACAACUUGUACCUACGAGCUCGACGAAUCAACGGCCCAAAGUGAUCGUUCAAAUCUCUCUCCUUUCCCCUAUAAACCAUACUACAGAUCGAAUCUUCCUCAAAGAACUAGCGGUUCAUUCAACAUAGGAAGUAAACAAUACAUCAAUCCAUCACCAGUAAAUAAACGACCGAAUACCAGAGAUUUUUCGGAAAUCAGUUACGGAAAUCGACGUUUCGAUGCAGAACGCUCUCGUUUUGACGACCAGAGGUCAAAGUCAAGCGGAUACUUGAACGAAAAUGAUGAUCAAGCAAGUGGUUUUCAGUACCAAAAAUUGAAAUCAAUUUACGACAAGCGCAAGAGUCAUUUUGUUCAACGCCAGAGUUCAUUGUUUAAACCUUGGUUUCCCAAAUACGAUGAGUUUGAUCUCGUUUCAAAAAGUGGAUUUUAUGCUUCGCAAGGAGAAUUGCCGAACGCCAACGAAGAAAAUGGAAUUCAACUGAAGUAUCUACACACGAAAACUCCAAUUCAGAACUGGACAAGUUCAAGAUCAAUUCGUGGAAACUAUUUUUCGAAACUUAACGAACAACAACUGCCAAAGCAGCAGCAACAACAACAAAAACAACCAGAUGCCAUAAUUAUAACUUCGAUAGGCCAGCAAAAACUAUGUCCGGUUCACAAGCGAAUCGUUUCCAGGCACAAAUCUAUGGACUCACUUCAAUUCAACAGAGUCCAUAGUGGUCCAUACAACAAUCCAGAUGAUCGAAAUUGCGAUGAAUCGUCGCAUACAGAAGCUCGGAAUUGUCUGAAUCAAGAUUUGGACGGGAAUUUUAGGGUCAAGUUUCAGCCCAGUUCUAAUCGAAGCUCUCUUCAAAGUUUAAAUACUUACGAAUAUCCGCCAGAUCCCGAGACCAAUUUGAAUGUCGGAUUUCAAACAAAUCAGGAGCGAAAAUUCCAGAACAGUGAACAAGAGUUUGAGCCGAAAUCUGUUCAGCGUAAAACCAGUUACAGUCGUUUUUACACUGAGAAUGCUCUAAAAGCACAACAGAAUAAUCUAGAAGUUUCUAGAAACAAAUCAAAAUCAGCUGCGGAUUUGGACCAAUCAAAAGACACAAUCAUAAGUGCUCACAACGACCAGGAAAACCCUAAAAUAAACAAAUUUAUGGACAGCGAAAAAUAUGCUAAGACAAUUGGAGAUGAAAAAAGUUUCCCAAUAAGCGGAAGAGCAGAAUUCUGGGGAAGGGGAGUGGAAGAAGGGGGACUUCUCCACCGGAGGGAUCAAAGGGAAUCUAUGGAAUCAGGGUACAGCACACAGGAGUCGCUUGUUAACCAGAAGACUGCAAUGCAAGAUAAAGUUACGACAACAUCCAAUCCAUCGUCCUUGAUCUGUGGCAAAAGAAUAAGGCCAAAAUGUUCCGUAAUUGUGGGAGGAGCAUGUAAUGCAGGGCUCAUCAUCGCUAAAAGAUUACUCAGAAAAUGUCACCAGGUUGUGAUACUGGACAUCAACCAGAAAAGAGGUCAAGAAUUAAUUUCAGAGUUGGAGUCUAAAAACGGCUCUGGAAAAAUUGGCUUCAAAUUAUGUGACUCAACUGACAACGAAAGCUUAAAAGAUUGUUUCGCAGACAUCAGAAGUUUGUUCGGCGACAUUGAACUUCUGUUCAACUUGGUCAGAGAUGUAUCAGAGAAACACACAUUGGAACAACAACUCAACAUUAACAUGAUGAGCAAAAUACAGAGUGUGUGGCUUCUGCGUGAGUUCGGGAACAGUUCUUCCGUCGCAGUUCUACUAACCUCAUCUGCAGGAAUCUACCCACUUGACAAUGUGGUAAUGAACACAGCUUCUUCUGCUCUAAUCGGAUUCACAAGGACAUUCGCGAAAAGCGGUCAUAUUCUCCGAGUGAACACAAUUUGCAUUGAAGACAAAGUGUCUCCCGAAUUGACAGCUUCGGCCAUGAUCAAAUUCGCAGAAGACCGCAGCAGAAACGGACUGGUUAUUCUAGUGUCCAAAACGAAAGGACUCAAAUACAUUGAACCACCUACUAGUGUGUAGAUUGAAGAGAUUAUUGACUCUAGCAAGUUAUUUGGACAGCCAAUGAAAAACAAAAAUGAGUUGAAAAAUUGUUUCGAGAAAAGUUUCAGAAUCAAAUUCUCUAUUUUUCAUUCUAUUGAAAGUGAA
Molecule: messenger RNA, 2378 nt
Organism: Symsagittifera roscoffensis
Lineage: Eukaryota; Metazoa; Xenacoelomorpha; Acoela; Convolutidae
Exons: 8
Coding region: 183-2252 (689 amino acids)
Cellular component (GO): cytoplasm
Molecular function (GO): oxidoreductase activity, acting on the CH-OH group of donors, NAD or NADP as acceptor
Source: RefSeq, a predicted model, not a curated record